This is a messenger RNA of Pogona vitticeps (central bearded dragon), 3625 nucleotides long. It is a transcript of the gene BRD2, whose product is annotated as bromodomain containing 2. Gene Ontology annotation, cellular component: chromatin; nucleus. Gene Ontology annotation, biological process: chromatin remodeling; regulation of DNA-templated transcription. The record is from RefSeq and is a predicted model, not a curated record. NCBI's taxonomy places the organism in Eukaryota, Metazoa, Chordata, Lepidosauria, Squamata, Agamidae.
CCCCGUCGUCAAGGGCAAUUUCUGUCCUUCGUUACUUUGACUCUUUUUUUCCCCGAGGAACGGGAACGUUGGGUAACCCCCUCCCAUUGCGAAGCGGCAUCCGGGGUCUUCUCCGCAAGGAGAUCACGUGACGACGGACAGCCAAUCCGAGCGCGUGGACGUGGACUUCGCUGAGGCUUUUCCGCCGAACCAUCAUGGCGACCGAGGCGGCGGUUGGCCGGAUUUAACGACGAGGAAAAAAAAUUAAGUGGAAUUUUUUAAAAAAACAAUCUUAUUUUUUUUUCUUCGACGCCAAAAUCAGCGGGAAUUCGUCGAGAUGAUGCUUUUUGGGCGCCAAAUGCCGAAGGCCAGGACUAUUUUACUUUCUGGCUCGGGUAGCCAAUGGGGAUCCUGGGGGAGGGCAAUGCAGGGCUGGUGGGCCUGGCGGUGGAGACCACCCCGGGGAAGCGGAUCCGGAAGCCGUCGCUCCUCUACGAGGGCUUCGAGAGCCCCACCAUGGCCAUGGCCGUGCCGGCCCUCCAGCUGGCCCCGGCCAACCCGCCCCCACCGGAGGUCUCGAACCCCAAGAAGCCCGGAAGGGUCACCAACCAGCUCCAGUAUCUCCACAAAGUGGUGAUGAAAGCCCUCUGGAAGCACCAGUUCGCCUGGCCCUUCCGCCAGCCGGUGGAUGCUGUCAAGCUGGGCCUGCCGGACUACCACAAAAUCAUCAAGCAGCCGAUGGACAUGGGCACCAUCAAGAAGCGCCUGGAGAACAAUUAUUACUGGAGUUCAGCUGAGUGCAUGCAGGACUUCAACACCAUGUUCACCAACUGCUAUAUUUACAACAAGCCCACAGACGAUAUUGUGUUGAUGGCCCAAACCCUGGAGAAGAUCUUCCUGCAGAAGGUGGCCCAGAUGCCUCAGGAGGAGCAGGAGAUUGUGGUUCCCGUGGCCAAGAAUAGUCACAAGAAGGGGGCGUCUCGGGCUGCAGCCCUCCUGGCCGCAGCCAACGCAGCUGCUCAGCAGGUCCCAGCGGUCUCGUCCGUCUCCCACACCCAGAUCUUCCCUGCCAGCACGGAGGUCCCCGCCACCGUCAUCAGCAUCCCCCACCCCACAGUCAUCUCUGCGCCCCUCCUCAAGCCCCUCCACGCCACUGCCGCCUCCCAGCCAGUAAUCGCGGUGUCGGCCCCCACGCAGCCGGUCACCAAGAAAAAAGGUGUGAAGCGGAAAGCGGACACGACCACUCCAACCCCCACGGCCAUCAUCGCCACCAGCGGUGGGGAGUCCUCUCCCUCUGCGGCCCUGCUAGAGGUCAAGGCGGCCAAGAUCCCCGCCCGGCGGGAGAGCGGGCGCCCCAUCAAGCCGCCACGCAAGGACCUGCCAGACUCCCAACAGCACCAGACCUCCAAGAGGGGCAAGCUCUCGGAGCAGCUGAAGUACUGCAACGGCAUCCUCAAGGAGGUGGUGUCGAAGAAGCACGCUGCCUACGCCUGGCCCUUCUACAAACCAGUUGACGCCUCUGCCCUGGGCCUCCACGACUACCACGAGAUCAUCAAGCACCCCAUGGAUCUCAGCACCAUCAAGCGGAAGAUGGAGAACCGUGAAUACCGUGAUGCCCAGGAGUUUGCUUCUGAUGUGCGCCUCAUGUUCUCCAACUGCUACAAGUACAACCCUCCGGAUCACGACGUCGUGGCCAUGGCUCGGAAGCUGCAGGACGUCUUUGAGUUCAGCUAUGCCAAGAUGCCGGAUGAACCCAUAGACAUCAACCCCCCCUCCGCGUCGCUCCCGCAGCCGGGGAUCUUGAUGAAGUCCUCCACGGACGAUUCUUCCAGCGAUGAGGACGAUGACGAUGACGAAGAGGGCGAUGAAGAGGAGAGCAGCAGCGAGAGCUCCUCUGACAGCGAGGAGAGUUCGGAUUCGGAGGAGGAGCGGGCAAACCGACUGGCAGAGCUGCAGGAGCAGCUGCGGGCGGUGCACGAGCAGCUGGCUGCACUCUCGCAGGGACCGGUUUCCAAGCCCAAGAAGAAGAGAGACAAGAAGGAGAAGAAGAAGAAGAAAAAGUCGUCGUCGGAGAAGCGCAAAGCCAAAGGCGGGGACGAGGAGGCCCGGGCUCACCAGGUCCAGCUGAAGAAGUCCAAGAAAGCGGCCAGCGGGGGUGGCAGUGGCGGCGGCGGCAGCAGCAGCAAAAACUCUAAGAAGGCCAGUGGGAAGGUCUUGGCCCCCCCGGUCCCCCUCUUGUAUGACUCGGAGGAGGAGGAGGAGAGCAAGCCCAUGACGUACGACGAGAAGCGCCAGCUCAGCCUGGACAUCAACCGCCUGCCGGGAGAGAAGCUGGGCCGGGUGGUGCACAUCAUCCAGUCGCGGGAGCCCUCCCUGCGCGACUCCAACCCCGAGGAGAUCGAGAUCGACUUUGAAACGCUCAAGCCUUCCACGCUGCGGGAACUGGAGCGCUACGUCCUCUCGUGCCUGCGCAAGAAGCCACGCAAACCCUACAGCGAGACUUUGAAGAAGCCAGUGGGCAAGACGAAGGAGGAGCUGGCCCUGGAAAAGAAGCGGGAGCUGGAAAAGCGCCUGCAGGACGUCAGCGGGCAGCUGAAUUCGGCCAAGAAGCCCCCGACAAAGAAGGCCAACGAGAAGCCGGAAUCGGCCCAGCAGGUGGCCGUCUCGCGCCUGAGCGCCAGCAGCUCCAGCUCCGACACGAGCAGCUCCAGCUCCUCUUCCUCCUCCUCGGACACAAGCGAUUCCGACUCCAGUUAGGCGGACUGGGAGGGGGGGCACCGGAGGAGAGACGCCCGACGGGCAGGCUGGGCUCGGCGGGAGGGCAGGAAGCAUGUUCGCAAGCCGUUCUGCAGGACCAGAACUGGAGAGAAGUGCGCAAAGGGGGCUCGGCAAGGGAGGGGGGAGAGAAGAAAGGGGGGCCUUCCCUGCGCCUCCCUCUCGCGGAUUGUGGAUCCAGAGCUGGCCCCCCGCCCUGUUUGUGCUGUUGCAAUGGGGUGGGGCGACGUUGGGGGUGUUCCGGCUCUUGUGUACAGUUUUGCUCCGGCCGUGGGGGAGGGCGGGCGGUGUUUUACUGUUUUGUUUUGACUCAGAAAAAACAACUUGUGGUUUUUUAUAAAGCGUUUAGCAAGUUUUGGUUUUGUGACGCUCCUUCCCUGGAGGGACAGAUUGAAGAGACUGCUGCGGGGUGAGGGGGGCGGUCUGCGUGCCUCCCCCGCCCUGAACACUGAGGACUUGGAGCCUGGCUAGGCACAGAGAAGCCUCGCGGGGAGGGAAAAGUUGCCCUCCUCCUUUUGCUCGCCUCUUGGCAGGCGCUCAAAGUUCUUUUUAUUUAUUUCAUUUCAACGCCCCGCCCCCACCCAUCCGUGGCUUUCCAUGGGAUCUGGAGUGAGUGCAGCCGUGUACGUAACCUUGGGCGUAAAGGAGAAAGCAUGUUCUUUGCCCCUCAAGGGAGAUGAGUUGUGGGGUGGGGGGGUUUGGUCACCCUUGAGUCUUUUUCAUUUUUAUGUUGACUGUACAUUUCUUUUUUUUUUCUACCAUUCCUUUUAUUGCCCCUUUUGCCCUUUUAAGGGUGUUGUUUCCUCUUAUUGUAUGUUAAAAUUUCUGAUUCUUUAACAUGUAAAUAACAAUAAAAAAAGGCAGUACACAA